AUGUCAACACCAACGCACAGUUCCCACCCUGCAUCAACCACCCCACAAUCACCAGCCCCGUCCUCGCCACCACGCCCUCCCUACAAAAACCUCGAGCGCCUCCUCCUCUCUCUCAUCAGCCUCGCCCGCGCCCUCCACCUCGCCACAUGUCCUCGCGACCUCGUCUUCCAGUAUCUCAGCCUCCACUCGCGCACCAACGCCUUCUUCACCGCGCACCAGCACCACGACUUCGUCGCCGACGCUACCUAUGGCUACUACCUCGAGAUGUGCGUUCUGCUUAGACUAGUGGAGAGUAUGCUGGGUCAAGGGCAUAGGGAGCUUGUUAGGUUGCGGGAUGAGGGCUUGGAGGAGGAUAGGAGAGCGCUGGAGAGGAGGGUUGCUUGGGAUGUGGAGUUUUGCGUUUUUCGGGGCGCGGAGAUCGAUGUUGGGAGGUUGCCUUGGAAUUUGGGAAGGAAGGGUGGCGAGGGAGGAGGUUUGGUUGAGGGAUAG
Molecule: messenger RNA, 489 nt
Organism: Trematosphaeria pertusa
Lineage: Eukaryota; Fungi; Ascomycota; Dothideomycetes; Pleosporales; Trematosphaeriaceae
Exons: 1
Coding region: 1-489 (162 amino acids)
Source: RefSeq, a predicted model, not a curated record